AUAAGUCCAAAGAAGAAGAAGCAGGGCAGGCAGAGUCGGGAGUCUGAUGUGGGACUUCCUGGUCAGACAGUGCAUUUCACAAGAAUCAGAAAACGCUGUUUGUCAGACUUCACUUCACUAACCCAGUACACAGUCUAGUAAUCCGGUUUCAACGUUAUUUCGACUGUGGUAUUUGGCAGCGGGCGACAGAGAGGGGGAUUCAUCAGCGUUACUCACAGUCAAAGUUAGCUAGUAAGCUAACGUUAGCGUUAGGGCUCUGCGGUUCUCUAGCCAUGUCCGCUUCAGCUGGAUGCUCUCCGGCGGGCCAGAGCUCGGGCCUUGGCCCCGGUAUGUCCAUGUUUCGCUGGCUAGAAGUGCUGGAGAAAGAGUUUGACAAGGCCUUCGUGGAUGUGGAUUUGCUGCUCGGAGAAAUAGACCCAGAUCAAGUCGAUAUAACGUACGAGGGUCGGCAGAAGAUGACCAGCCUGAGCUCUUGUUUUGCUCAGCUCUGUCACAAAACCCAGACGGUGUUCCAGCUCAACCAUAAACUAGAGGCUCAGCUGGUGGACCUGCGUUCUGAGCUGACUGAGGCUAAGGCUGAGCGGGCAGCGGUAGAAAGGGAAGUCCAUGACCAACUCCUGCAACUUCAUGCUCUCCAGCUGCAGCUUCAUGCCAAGCAAGGCCAGGCUGAGGACUCUGACUCCAUCAAAGACAGACUGCCUGCACCAACAUUGGAAGAGAUGGAACAGGAGCUCGAGGCCAGAAAGAAGGAGAAAUUAGCAGAGGCGAGGCUGGACGCAGAAGUGAGACUAUAUAAGAAAGAAAAUGAGGCCCUUCGCAGACACAUGGCUGUGCUGCAGGCCGAAGUGUACGGAGCCAGACUGGCUGCCAAAUACUUGGACAAGGAACUGGCUGGCAGGGUGCAGCAGAUCCAGUUACUGGGCCGUGACAUGAAAGGGCCAGCACACGACAAGCUGUGGAACCAACUGGAGGCAGAGAUUCACCUUCACCGCCAUAAGACUGUCAUCCGAGCAUGUAGAGGUCGUAAUGAUCCUAAGAAACCCCUUCCAUCUCCUGUGGGGCAUGACCCAGACAUGUUGAAGAAAACCCAGGGAGUGGGCCCAAUCAGAAAGGUCGUCCUAGUCAAAGAUGAUCACGAGGGCCUGGGAAUCUCCAUUACAGGUGGGAAGGAGCACGGUGUUCCCAUUCUAAUUUCAGAGAUCCAUCCAGGGCAGCCCGCAGACAGAUGUGGGGGUCUGCAUGUCGGAGAUGCCAUCCUUGCCGUCAACAGCAUCAAUCUGCGAGAUGCCAAACACAAGGAGGCUGUCACCAUUCUGUCCCAGCAGCGAGGACAGAUAGAGUUUGAGGUGGUGUAUGUGGCUCCAGAGGUGGACAGCGAUGAUGAGAAUGUGGAGUAUGAAGAUGACAGUGGUCAUCACUACCAACUCUACCUGGAUGAACUGGACGAUGACAGCACAGCGCCGCCCUGCAACAGCUCUGCAUCACUGCAAGCUCUGGAGAAGAUGUCACUGAGCAAUGGACCAGAGAAUGAACGAGAUACUGGGGUCUCCAGUGAGACACCUUCAGAGGAAACCCCUUCAAAGCCUCCUGAGACAGACUGCUCCUCCUAGAGGCUCACAGCCAAACCAUCGGUAUUUAGAGAGAUAAGCGGAUGUGUGGGACAAUCCCUCACAAAGAACUGAAUCAAAGAAUUCUAGGAUAUGCCUAGGGACAAAGGGAAAUGAACAGAAACAGUCUGAUUUCCCUUUUUCCUCUUGGUGUUGUGGGAUUUGGGGAUCUAGCCUGGGCAUGUGGCAAUGAGGGGUAACUUGGGUUGAAAUACACAUUUGAAGAAGCCAGAGGUGUAAUAUAUGUAGAGGAGGGAGUGAUACUGAAUAAUGUGUGAUUUGUUUUGGAAUAUUUUAUUAAGAUAUUAAUGGGAAUUGCAUCUAUAUAUGAGAAAACAAUUGAAGGAAGUAGAUGUCUGUAACUGUCAUGAAGGCACAGUGAUCUCAGGAGAAGAGGUUACUCAUUGUUAAAAAUGUCUUUCAGGGGCCACUUUUGGAGAAAACGUGUCCAGUGUUUUGCUUCUGUUUGUAUAGUUAUUCAUCUGGUCUUGUCUCAAAAAGGAAACGAAUGAAUGAUUGUUUACAAAAAGAGAAUAAACCUGUCAACAACCUUCUCA
Micropterus salmoides (largemouth bass) is the source of this 2164-nucleotide messenger RNA. It is a transcript of the gene gopc, whose product is annotated as golgi-associated PDZ and coiled-coil motif containing. The coding region runs from base 273 to 1610 and encodes 445 amino acids. NCBI's taxonomy places the organism in Eukaryota, Metazoa, Chordata, Actinopteri, Centrarchiformes, Centrarchidae. The record is from RefSeq and is a predicted model, not a curated record. Gene Ontology annotation, biological process: negative regulation of protein localization to cell surface. Gene Ontology annotation, cellular component: membrane; trans-Golgi network transport vesicle; Golgi apparatus. Gene Ontology annotation, molecular function: transmembrane transporter binding. The transcript has 9 exons.